AAACAUAUAUAUAUACAUAUACAUAUAUAUAUAUAUUUUUUUAUAGAUUUGAGAAGAUAAAAAAUAACUUUGGAUUGAACAUAUACCUUUUCUUUUAACAUUAAUUAAUAUAAUAUAAUGGGCAGUCAAGAAAUUACAAUAAAUAAAUCAUCAGAAAAAAGUCAACAUCUUGCAAAAGCACGUUAUCAUUCAUAUAAAUUAGAUAGAUUACCAACUUUACAAGAGGUUCUUUCACGUAAGACUGCACCUCCCGUAUGUUUAUUCAACUUUUACCUUUAUAUGAGGGAUAGAGAAAAUACUUCUGAAUAUUUAGACUUUUAUCUUGAUGUAUUAGAACAUGAAAUAUUAUGUAAAGCAUAUGUAAAAGACCUUAAAAAACUUGGAUUAGAUGUAAAUAUUGAAUAUCCUGAAUAUGAAAGAUUUAGACCAGGAACUUCAAAAAAUGGGAAUGAUAAAUCAAAAUAUAAUACAUUUAUUAGUGUAGAUAGUAGUGUUCGAAGAUAUUUAAGUAGUAGUUCUCGUGGUUCAAAUAAUACAUACACUUCAGGAGGAUUUCGAAAUUCAGUUCGUUCAAAUAAAACAAAUAUAACAUCAUCAUUUCAUAAUCGUGAAAGACCAUUUACAAGGGAUGAACUUCGUGAAUCUGCGGAAAGAAUUUAUUUUAAAUAUAUAUUUGAAGGAUCUGAAAAAGAAAUUAUAUUAUCAAGAGAUAUUCGAGAAAAAAUUACUCAUGCUAUAGAAGAAGAAGGAAUAUCUCAACAUAAAAGAGAUGAUCCAUGGAUUUAUUAUGAAGCUAAAAAAGAAAUUUUCACUUUUAUGGAAAGUGAACCUUUCCCUAGAUUUUUAAAAUGUAGAGCUUUUGGUAAUAUGAGUCAAUUACAAAUUAUUAUGAGAUUAUUUAUAGGUUUAUUCUUUUUAUUCCUUGGUUUCUCUAUAGUAUUAAGUUUAAUUUUCUUGGAUAUAAAACCAAAAACAAUUCGUUUAUGGAGUUUUAUCCCAAUAUUUUUAGGUGUAAAAAGCCUAAUUACUUAUCUAACUAAAUUGAGUCCAUUAUUCGUCUUAUUAAAAAUAAGCGAGACAACAUUCUUUCAAUUUCAAUGUGUAAUGGAACCUUAUAUAUACUCAUUACAUGUAAAAAAAGGAAUCAAAAUAUUUUUACAAAGUUUAAUAAUUUCAAUAAUCGUUACAGGAAUUUUUGUAGCAGUUCCUGGUUAUCGAUUAUAACAUUAAUUAGA
Messenger RNA from Rhizophagus irregularis DAOM 181602=DAOM 197198, 1235 nucleotides. The record is from RefSeq and is a predicted model, not a curated record. NCBI's taxonomy places the organism in Eukaryota, Fungi, Glomeromycota, Glomeromycetes, Glomerales, Glomeraceae.